Molecule: messenger RNA, 615 nt
Organism: Sclerotinia sclerotiorum 1980 UF-70
Lineage: Eukaryota; Fungi; Ascomycota; Leotiomycetes; Helotiales; Sclerotiniaceae
Exons: 3
Coding region: 1-615 (204 amino acids)
Source: RefSeq, a predicted model, not a curated record
AUGGUUAUCGAAUUCCUUGGCCAUCUAGACAUCGUCCCGUAUCCGCCACCACUUUACUAUAAACCCUGGAAGUCCCUGUCACCUAUGGAGCGUCAAAUCAUUGUCCUCGAUGACGAUGGCAUAGUACAGAGCUCGGUAAGGACCAGAUCACUGCCUUUGGUCAAACGCGAGACACGGAUACAACAAGGAGCAAUAAAGCAGGAAGUAAUAGACCUAGGUGGCGGAGAGCAAGCUCUAGAUCUUUCUCGUAUGAUAAUGAAGCGAGAUUUAAAGGAAGAACCAAUCGAGCUUGACGAUUUUCCAUUCGCCUCCACAAUUCGAAGACCUUCAGCUAAGAAACCUAGGAUUCAGCAAGAAACUAUUAACGUCGAUGCAAUCGAGCACAGUAAGAUCAAACAAGUCAUAGAUGUUGAUGCGAUUGCUGACAACACCAUUGUUCUGGAGAAGGAGUCUACGAUCAAAUAUGAUCUAACAGAGAUCGAUGAUGAUGUUAUAUUCACAUCGCCGUUUCCAAUUCCAGCCGUCAAGGACGAGGAUUUCAAUGACAUAAAUAUGAUGAAAGAAGUUCUACCGUUUGUUGAGGCAGACAGGGAGGAAUUUGAAUUUUACACUUGA